Molecule: messenger RNA, 3216 nt
Organism: Necator americanus (New World hookworm)
Lineage: Eukaryota; Metazoa; Nematoda; Chromadorea; Rhabditida; Ancylostomatidae
Exons: 27
Coding region: 1-3216 (1071 amino acids)
Biological process (GO): chloride ion homeostasis; chemical synaptic transmission; chloride transmembrane transport
Cellular component (GO): plasma membrane
Molecular function (GO): potassium:chloride symporter activity
Source: RefSeq, a predicted model, not a curated record
AUGGCCGGCCGUUUUCGCGUCAGCACCGUGAACGCGGCCAACGACACCACCGUCGCGCCAGUGGUGGCGCCAACUAGCGUCACACUCACGAUCCCGGUUAAUGGUCAAACUCCAGACGAUGGUGCCGAACGAAUACCGCUAUGUGAACAGCAUUCACCGUUGGCGCUCUACGAGGCCGAUUAUGACACCCAGGGCCAGAAAAUUGGACAAAUGUUACGGAAGCUAUCCGUCUAUACUGCAACCGAACCCACAUCAGAGGAAGCGGACGAAAAACCGAAACAAGCGACAAAAAUGGGCACAAUUAUGGGUGUAUUCUUCCCAUGCAUCCAGAACAUCUUCGGCGUAUUAUUCUUCAUUCGUAUGACGUGGAUUGUUGGCACAGCGGGCAUUGUUCAAUCGUUUUUCGUUGUUCUUACUUGUGUUUCUGUGACGUUCCUCACCGCCAUCUCACUCUCAGCGAUCGCCACAAACGGGGUGGUAUCUGGCGGGGGGCCAUACUACAUGAUCUCCCGCAAUCUCGGACCAGAGUUAGGCGGUGCUGUUGGAAUCCUUUUCUAUCUAGGAACCACCAUAGCUGCAUCGAUGUAUCUCACUGGUGCUGUUGAAAUAUUCUUACUCUAUAUUAUGCCAGAAGGAAAGGUGUUCGAAAGCAUCUACAACAACUUCCGCCUUUUCGGUUCCGGAUUGCUGCUCCUAGUCGGUCUGAUUGUCCUAGCCGGCGUCAAGGUGGUCAACAAGUUCGCCUUGCCGCUCGUUUUUGUUGUGUUAUUCUGUAUAUUUUCUGCGUUUCUUGGUGCCUUGGUGAGAUUCAACGGUUCAGAUUCACUCAAAUUCUGCAUGAUGGGCGAUCGACCAGUGGAUGUGACAUCGUACAACGAAUUGAAGCAUAUAAGACCAAAUUGUACUGCGGAAGGACUGCAGCCGUUGUUCUGUUCAGAUAAUGGCACAUGUGACGCGUACUAUGAACGGGUAAAGAAUGUGAAAGUAUGGCGAGGCAGCAAUCUACCAGCUAUUAGACUUGAGCGUGCUAUCAAGGGAAUCGGAAGCGGCGUGUUUUUCGAGAAUCUCUGGCCGAAGCAUAUACGAUUCGGUGAUGUGCUGUCUAAGGAUCGCAGAGAUAGAAGCGAUCGUCAACGAUCCACUGGGUACUACAUCUUCGCCGAUUCCACCACAUCAUUCAUGAUCCUCAUUGGUGUGUUCUUCCCUUCGGCCACUGGAAUAAUGGCCGGCUCGAAUCGGUCAGGAAACCUUCGCGACGCGUCGAAAUCGAUCCCACUUGGAACGCUGGCGGCACAGAUCAGUACAAGUAUAGUGUAUCUGUCUGGUGUGCUCAUCUUUGGCUCGUCCGUCUCUGAAAUGUUCAUUCGUGACAAAUACGGACAAUCAGCUAUGGGUAAACUGACGAUAUCUGAAAUAGCGUGGCCAUUUCCCAUAGUAAUCCUGUUUGGUUGUCUUGGAGCAACAAUCGGGGCCGGAAUGCAGUCAUUGACCGGAGCACCCCGACUAUUACAAGCUAUUGCUUCUGAUGACGUCAUUCCAUUCUUAAAAGUGUUUCGUAAAAUGGACAGUCGUGGUGAACCAAUCCGUGCUAUUUUCGUCACUUUACUCAUCUGUUGGAUGGGUAUUCUCAUCGCUGUGAUUGAGAAUAUCACGGCGCUUAUCACACAAUUCUUCCUAAUGUGUUAUUUGGGUGUGAAUGCCGCAUGUGCCCUACAAUCGUUGCUCAAGUCACCUGGAUGGCGACCAUCAUUCCGAUAUUUCCACUGGUCGCUGUCGAUGCUCGGCGCAUUUCUUUGCGUUGCGGUGAUGUUUAUCUCCGCUUGGCAUUUCGCUCUUAUUGCUAUUUUUAUUGGUGCUGCUGUCUACAAAUAUAUUGAAUACGCUGGUGCUGAAAAAGAAUGGGGUGACGGUCUCCGUGGCUUGGGAUUGAGUGCUGCAAGGUUUGCUUUGCUUAAUUUGGACAACAAGCCACAACAUAGUAGAAAUUGGCGACCACAAUUACUGGUGUUGCUUGAUAAUACUGAUUCUCAAAAUACGCACGGGAUUCUGUCGUUCGUCAGCCAGCUGAAGGCGGGAAAGGGUUUGACCUUAGUGGCCAUGUGCACUGAGGGUGAUUUUUCCCGAGAUGCCGACGAUGCAGCUGCUCAGGAAAAGAAUAUCGACUUGCUUAUGAGAAAGAACAAAAUCAAGGGAUUUGGCGAUGUGUUGGUCACGGAAAAUGUCAUCGAAGGUGUCAGCUGUCUAGUACAGACAUCCGGACUUGGUGCCCUCCGUCACAAUACCGUAAUGAUUUCAUGGCCAGAAUCAUGGAACACCGAGCACUCAUGGCAUAUUGGACAUCGCUUCGUAUCUGCUUUGCGAGCGAUCUCCGCUGCAAAAUGCGCUAUCCUUGUUCCAAAGAACGUGGAUCAGUUCCCAGCUUCUAACACAAAAGUGUCAGGAUAUUUGGAUGUCUGGUGGGUGGUACACGAUGGUGGUCUACUGAUGUUACUGCCGUUCCUCCUAAAGCAACAUAAGACAUGGAAAAAUACCGUGAUCCGACUGUUCGCCAUUGCUCAACUAGAGGAUAAUAACGUGCAGAUGAAAUCUGAUCUCGAGAAAUUCCUCUAUCAUUUGAGAAUCGAAGCCGAAGUCUAUGUCAUUGAAAUGCCCGACUCCGAUAUUUCUGAUUACACCUAUGAAAGAACACUGAAAAUGGAAGAGAGAACAAAACUUCUUAAAAGUCUUAACAAAGCCGACCGCGAGAAGGACCUUCAAUCGCAUAUUGAAGACGUCGUUCGAGAAAGGAAGUUGAGCAGAAUCAAUGAGGAGGAUAUGAUUGUUCCACUAGAAAAAACAUUGGAUGUCUUGUCUGAAGAGCACGCGGACUCCGAGAAGAAACCUUCGAAAGUCGAGGGUAAAGGAGUGCGAUUCAGCGAUGAUGAAUCGUUGAAGGAUCACAACAAACCAGGAAAUGGAACGUUAGAACGUGAAAGCGAAGAACGCCGAAGGAAACGUCGUUAUAACGUCCACAAAAUGCAUACGGCAGUAAAACUGAACGAACUGAUGAAAGACAAAUCGGCAGACUGCCAAUUGUUGAUCGUUAAUCUACCAGGACCGCCGGAUCAAGACUCUGACACAUACUACAUGGAAUUCAUCGAAGCGCUGACUGAGGGUUUGAACCGCGUGCUUUUGGUACGUGGUACUGGAGCCGAAGUGGUCACCAUCUACUCUUAG